AGGGACACCAUCCAUCCCUCGCCAUUUUACGUCAAAGCGAGCUCAAUCAAGUUAGCUUCUGUCAGUCGCUGUGUUUGUGUAUGGUGUUGUGAAAAAUUAUCUGUGUCGAUGAAUCUCAAUGGGAAAUCGUGCUGAUUACGACUCCGAAAGAUGGGUCGGCCGUUGUGUUUGUGUUUUUGAUGCGUCGCUCGAUCAGUGAUGAUGGCCAAGUGAUUGAUGAAGUGAAGUGUUUUGUGUCGUAUGUUGGCCAGUCACGGCAACAGCGAGAGCCUUUCUUUGGAUAAAUCGUCCCCAAGACGACGUCGGACCAUAGAAUAGGAAGGUGACACCAUGUCGGCAAAAAAUAUUCCAGGAGAUAAGGUAAUGAGACCCGCUUACAAAGGCAAUCGAUUAUUCGGACGGGUAUGGGUUAGUCCACCCACACUAAAGAUAAACCUGCGGCUGAUCCUGGUGUCCGGCAAGACGAAGGAGUUCGUCUUCAGUCCCGUCGACUCAGCCGGCGAUAUCGCCAUACACGUCUACGACAACUGGCCGGAAGCGGACUGGGCGUCGGAGUGCGUGUCGCGCGCGGAGAUCCUGCGGCUUAUCUACCAGGGCCGCUUCCUGCACAGCUCCGUGACGCUGGGCGCGCUCGGCCUGCCGCUCGGCCGCACCACCGUCAUGCACCUCGUGCCGCGCGAGCACCUGCCCGAGCCCAACUCGCACGGUGAGUCCCUGAUGACGUCACUGCUGGCGAUCCUGCGGCUCAUCUAUCAGGGCCGCUUCCUGCACCGCUCCGUGACGCUGGGCGCGCUCGGCCUGCCGCUCGGCCGCACCACCGUCAUGCACCUCGUGCCGCGCGAGCACCUGCCCGAGCCCAACUCGCACGGUGAGUGCCUGAUGACGUCACUGCCGGCGAUCCUGCGGCUCAUCUACCAGGGCCGCUUCCUGCACAGCUCCGUGACGCUGGGCGCGCUCGGCCUGCCGCUCGGCCGCACCACCGUCAUGCACCUCGUGCCGCGCGAGCACCUGCCCGAGCCCAACUCGCACGGUGAGUCCCUGAUGACGUCACUGCUGGCGAUCCUGCGGCUCAUCUACCAGGGCAGCUUCCUGCACCGCUCCGUGACGCUGGGCGCGCUCGGCCUGCCGCUCGGCCGCACCACCGUCAUGCACCUCGUGCCGCGCGAGCACCUGCCCGAGCCCAACUCGAUCCUGCGGCUCAUCUACCAGGGCCGCUUCCUGCACAGCUCCGUGACGCUGGGCGCGCUCGGCCGCACCACCGUCAUGCACCUCGUGCCGCGCGAGCACCUGCCCGAGCCCAACUCGCACGGUGAGUCCCUGAUGACGUCACUGCUGGUGAUCCUGCGGCUCAUCUACCAGGGCCGCUUCCUGCACAGCUCCGUGACGCUGGGCGCGCUCGGCCUGCCGCUCGGCCGCACCACCGUCAUGCACCUCGUGCCGCGCGAGCACCUGCCCGAGCCCAACUCGCACGACCAACGGCAAAAGAGCAAAGGUGGCUCCAGCAGUUGUUGUUCGGCGUCCUGCUGCAUAUUGUAAUAGCUGCGCGGGGGAGGGGCGGGGCGUCGCGGGGACUCCAUGUGUUCAGUGAGCUAGACCUGAUUCCUGCCUCGCGGUGUUCUCUAACGGGGCAUGAGCCCGGGCGCUCCGGGGAGUCAUGCCGCAUGGGAAACGUGCUACGAAUAUCAUGACGCCACGUGUGGACACCAGUAUACGGCACAAUACCACCUAUGCGAACGACAUGACGUCGCGAGGGAAUAGUGCUACGACUUUUGACACCGUAUGGACAGUGCUACGAGUAAUCGUAGCGAUGCGGCGUGUGGCACUAUGAGUGGAAUGAUGCCGCUUUUGAACUGCGUAGCGUAGUUACGAAGUGGGCGUUCAAAGCGGCAUUAAUCUACGCGUCGACAGUGCUACGCAAUGUUACAGUGCUACGGGCGUCAUGAUACUGUGCUACGAGCCUGACGGUUCCCCGUGUGAAUGCACUUUCAAGCGGCUAGGCCUCGUGCAGACAUUGAGAAACAUGACACAUGAAUAGUUAACGCAUUUAGCAAAUACGUCGUGUUUGCCGUCAGUCUUAAAUAGUAAAUUCCUGUAAACGCGAUGUCAUUAAGGCAUUCUAGUGUCCUGACUCGUGGUGUCUGCGCCGCCCAAGGAUGAGACCCAAACGCAACACAAAAACAAACGCACACUCCAGCUUCAUUAGAUAACAUCGCGAGUGACAUCUUCGAUUUAAAGUCACCGUUUAAUUUUCUGGAUAGCUUUAUAAGCGAAUUGUAUAUUAUCUCACCGCGUAAAUUAUAAAUCGUAUAGGAAUCAUGCUGCCGAAAUAUGUUUAAAAUUAUUAGAUAUUCGGAAUAAGGUAUCGAAAGUAUAAGUUAGGCGCGUGAUGGUCGAGUGGCUGCCUUGAGGACGGAUCGCUGCACUUCAUCUGGCUAUUGACAAAAUACAAAUCUUUAGUAUUAUAAUUUAGGCCAUCAACAUGAAUUUAUAUAACGUUACUAUUUAUAAAAUUUAAAUGACAAAUCGUGUAGUGAAACAAACGGAAUGUAUAAAUUAACUCUCAUUUGCUGUAAAUAGUAUUUGAUAAUUCAUUAAGGAGUCGUUUUCGGGACUAUUGAUUUUGUGAUAAGUUUUUGCAAUAAAUUGGGACUUUUUAUUUUUAAAUUGUCUAUUUACUGCGCUAGUUGUAGCAUAAAAUAAUAAAUUUAUGGGAAUGAACACGCAACGCGGGACUUACACACACAUUACACACACACGAGCACGGCGACUGCCGUGUGGACUGCGACGUAAAUUUUAGUUAUAGCGCAUUAGUAUAACUGUGAAAUUUGCAAGUCUUGCUUAUGACGUCACUGUAUACGCCUAAUAUAAAUCGAAUGCGCGAACAUAAUAACACCCCCACACAAAUUCUGUUUUGUUACUGCCGUAUUUCUGCUAUUUUGCAAGUUUUUAAUGCUUUUACACUGUUACCAGAGUCCAUUAUUUUGUAAAUAUCGAAUAGAGCUUUUAUAUGUUUAUUUACACCACUCGUAACGCAACCUAUAGUUAUUCUUUAUUUGGCAUUUUUUAUAAGAUAGCUAUAGUAUACAGGGUGUCCCGUAAUGUAACGUCAAGCCGGAACUGGGUGUUGAGGCAAGUUGUGCUGGUUAUCAGAAAAAUAUAAAAAAAAAUCUAUGUGGCAUAUUUUAAAAAUAAUAGGCAUUUAAAAAAAAUCAAAAAAUUCUACUCCAGGUGACGGUCCUUUUACUCGUGUUGCCACAAAUCUUCACUUUUUCCAAAUUUUUUUUUUGUUAUGUAACCCUGAAUAAUGCUUCUCUAAAUUGUUAUCAAAAUUACAAAACCAGCUGCUCCAGCUUGGAUGAAAAAAAUACAUUAUUCUCAAAAAAAAAUUCAAAAUAAAAAUUUUGCCUAGUUUAAACUGACUGUACUGAAAAAAAAAUGUACUACGCGAGUGUGGCAAGUGACGUCAUAAUUUGGCGCAUUUAGUAAGGAUUCCAAAAUGGUAUAACACUUGGUAAAUUUUUGCUGUAAUUGUCGACAAUUUUUGGUUUUUUGGAAAUAGUCCCGUUUUUAACUUUAUUUACCUUGGUUAAAAAUUAUUAUUCUAAUGUGCCCAAAAUUCAAGUUUCUGUGACUGACUACCGUACAGUCAGUCACAGAAACUUUUGUCACCAUGACAGUAAUUAGUAGUUGACAUACUGUGACAAAAGUCACCCGUGCGCGCGCGCCUUUACUACCUCCUCUGCCUGCACUUGUACUUGGUAACAGGGAUAAUAAGGAUAUGAAGUUUCGGUUAUGGAUACGGUUACGGAUAUUAGAAUAAUAUUAUACCGGUUUCGGUUACGGUCACGGAUAUGAAAUCAUUUCAGAUUAUCCGAAAGUCUCGGAUAAUUUCGGUUACGGAAUUAUUAGAAUUUCAAAAAUGUAGGUAUAAUACAAAUAGCAAGAUGCUGCGUGAGCGUGACCCACAUAGCUACUUUAUGUACCAACUAAGACGACACCUAUGUAUGAUAAAGGUAAAACAGGCUGGCAUAUUAGAUGGUGCCAGCGAAUGCCAGACAAGUUGGUAACAAAUAUUAAGAUUUAAGGUACAAUUCCAAGACGGGCCGCAGACCGCAAACUGCAACCGCAAACUGCAAAACUAUGAAAUCGGCAGCGCGGCAUUGCAGCUGCGGCGUGUAUGUAUACUGCAAAUUUCAUAGAAUUUUGCAGUUUGGCCUUUAUCCGAAACUAUCCGUAACUUUUGAAUCAGUUUCGGUUACGGUUAUGAACAUUUUUUUAUUUCGGAUAUCCGAUAGUUUCGGUUACGGUUACGGAUAUCCAUAACAUCCCUGCUUGGUAAGAUGGCCCUCUCCGUCCCGCUCAUACCUUUUAAAAUGGCUUCUCCACCUCACUUAAGCCAGGAACUUAAAUUUUGGGCACAUUAGAAUAAUAAUUUUUAACCAAUCUAAAUAAAGUUAAAAACGGGACUAUUUCCAAAAAACCAAAAAUUGUCGACAAUUACAGCAAAAAUUUACCAAGUGUUAUACCAUUUUGGAAUCCUUACUAAAUGCGCCAAAUUAUGACGUCACUUGCCACACUCGCGUAGUACAUUUUUUUUUCAGUACAGUCAGUUUAAACUAGGCAAAAUUUUUAUUUUGAAAUUUUUUUUGAGAAUAAUGUAUUUUUUUCAUCCAAGCUGGAGCAGCUGGUUUUGUAAUUUUGAUAACAAUUUAGAGAAGCAUUAUUCAGGGUUACAUAACAAAAAAAAAAUUUGGAAAAAGUGAAGAUUUGUGGCAACACGAGCAAACGGACCGUCACCUGGAGUAGAAUUUUUUGAUUUUUUUUAAAUGCCUAUUAUUUUUAAAAUAUGCCACAUAGAUUUUUUUUUAUAUUUUUCUGAUAACCAGCACAACUUGCCUCAACACCCAGUUCCGGCUUGACGUUACAUUACGGGACACCCUGUAUGUUCGUUUUUAAAUUGGUACAUAUGAUUUAUCUAAAGAUUAUUCGGCUUAGCCUUAAUUUUUGUUGUAAGUUUACAAAUAUUGAAAUAAUUAUUCUCCGUGCAACAAUCACAUCGUCCUAGACUGCAAUCCUCACCGUUAUUACAAUAAUUAUGCAAAUAUUUUGUGAUAGUACAAAUGAAAUUAUUUACUCGAUGAAACAUGGAUGAAACUGAGGACUCGCUAAUUGAGUUUACACUUUAACAGUAUUAAAAUAGGAACUGAAAUAGCUGAUUCAUGUCUCGACUGCUGCUUGCUUUCGGCGGACAACGACUGCGAAGAAUAAUCUUGCCAUUCACUAACCGUGAGGCCGCCCGACGCACAUACAGGGUGAUUAUGAAAUUGUGUCUUAAAAUAACUAUUAAAGUUGAUAAACAAGUACUAUCCACACAAAAUUGGCUUUUAACGAUGCGAUUACUGGAGUUUUUAUGCGAUUUGGACGGAUUAGAAGUUGUUUUUUGCCAACAACAGUCACUACCUUUCAAGAAACAAUUUCAUAAUCAUUAUGUAAGUCGCAUACAGAAAUUUGUUUUGUAGAGCACAAUAAAUGCAUUAGUAAAUUAUUACAUACUUGCAUGUUAAUUUUGCCUGAGGUUUUAGUAAAAUUAGAAUGAAAUUAGUUGUAUCACAAAUAGACGUUGAUAAUAAACAUGUUUGUCUUGUACUUUGGAAGCACAUUAUUUUCUGCGCAAGCGUCGCGCGCGGCCUCGGCGCAGCAACCACGUUCUGUAUAAAGUGAUGCCGUAUGAAUGGUAUAAAUUUUUGGUUGCUCUGUUCAGUUGCUGUAUGUAUGUAUUUUGUUAAGUUGUGUAAAAUACCUAGUUUAUAAAUAAAAUAAUACAAAUUUA
This is a messenger RNA of Ostrinia nubilalis (European corn borer), 5830 nucleotides long. RefSeq lists its product as uncharacterized. The record is from RefSeq and is a predicted model, not a curated record. Lineage: Eukaryota; Metazoa; Arthropoda; Insecta; Lepidoptera; Crambidae. The coding region runs from base 331 to 1536 and encodes 401 amino acids. The transcript has 6 exons.